AUGGCGACUAGUUGUAAAACGAUUGCAAAGGAUAGGAUUAUAAAUGAAAUAUGUAGACAGGUCAAUCCAGAGAAGAACAAUGGUUGGAAGAUUAUGGUCGUAGAUCAAGAUGCAUUGCGUAUCAUAUCUGCAUGCUGUCAGAUGUUUGAUAUCACUGAGGAGAAGAUCACAGUUGUCGAGAAGCUUGAGAAUCAAAGACAGAGACUACCAAAUGUAGAGGCAAUAUACUUCCUAACACCUACGACCAAGUCGAUUGAUAGACUCAUUGAGGACUUUAAGAAGAAGGGUUCACCACAGUAUGCUGCAAUCCAUCUGUUCUUCACUUCAAAACUACCUGAUUCAGAGUUUAGGAAAUUGUCAACAUCAAAUGCAGUGCAGAGAGUCAGGACAAUGAAGGAGAUGAACCUUGAGUUCCUUGCUUAUGAAUCACAGGUGUUCCACUUUGAUCAGAAACACGCUCUCAACCCUCUCUUCUCACCAGAUGCUGUGAACCCAGUGGAGGAACAAGCCAAGAUUGCUGUCAGAUUGGCAUCAUUCUGUGUUACAAUGAAUGAACUACCAGUGAUUAGAUACUCUAGAUCAAACAUGGUGGCUGCUGUAGUGGCUGGUAUGACUCAGGAUCGUUUGAAUGAGGUUGCAAAGAUCAAGACCUUCCGUCCAAGCGAUGACAGAUCAACGUUGCUCAUUCUCGACAGGUCGCAGGACCCAAUCGCUCCACUGCUGCACGAGUUCACCUACCAGGCAAUGGUGUGCGAUCUGUUCAAGAUUGAGAAUGACAAGUACACCUACGACUCGGUCACCAACAAUGGUGUGGUCAAGAAGGACGCGCUGCUCAAUGAGUCUGACUCGUUCUGGACACAUCUGCGCCACAAGCACAUUGCCGACGUCAGCGACUAUCUCAAGACCAGACUGGACGAGUUCCUGCAGACUAACCAGGUGUCGCAGUACUCGCAGCACAACACAGGCUCGCUGAAGGAGGCCAGCGAUGUCGUCAGAAACCUGCCACAGUACCAGGAGAUCAUGUCCAAGUACGCACUGCACAUCAACUUGGCCGAGCAGGCAUCACAGCUCUUCAACGACCAAAUGGCCAACAUGGCCUACCUCGAGCAAGACAUGGCAACUGGCGAGGACUCCAAAGGCAACACACCCAAGAACAUUGUUGGAAGAUUGUCCACAUUCCUCAGUGAUCCAGUACUUGAUAAGAAUGAUAAGGUUCGUCUCUUGAUGCUGUAUAUCAUCUCCCAAGAGGGAAUCAAGGACGCAGACCGUCGUAAGCUGAUGGACCUGGCAGGACUCAGCCUGGAGGAUCAAUCGUCGAUCGCCAACCUCUUCUAUCUGGGCGUCACCAUGAUGAAGGGCGCCAAGGGCAAGCAAAAGACCCAGCUCCCCAAGCAGAGGAAGCAGGACGACGGCAGUGUGCCCUACGAGGUGUCUCGUUUCGUGCCCACCAUCAAGGAUAUCGCCGAGAGCUUGGUCAAUGAGAACCUGCCGGAGGAGGACUUCCCCUACGUGAUGGGCAACCCCAUUGUCAAGUCCACCUCGGCACCAGUCAGCAAGGUGUCGCUAAAGGGCAGAAGCAACCAGCCACACUGGGCCGACCCCCAGGCACAGAAGGAGGAGAUCAAGUAUUCAGGCAGCAAGUUAAUCAUCUUUAUGCUGGGUGGCAUGUCAUACUCUGAGAUGAGAUCCAUCUAUGAGAUUGCUGCCUACUACAAGCGUAACAUAUAUAUUGGAUCCACUGGCAUGUUGGUCCCCAACGAGUAUGUUGGCGAUGUCAAGUCACUCAAGAAGAUGAAUGAUAACAUCGGUAACUAA
Molecule: messenger RNA, 1815 nt
Organism: Acytostelium subglobosum LB1
Lineage: Eukaryota; Evosea; Eumycetozoa; Acytosteliales; Acytosteliaceae
Exons: 6
Coding region: 1-1815 (604 amino acids)
Biological process (GO): intracellular protein transport; vesicle-mediated transport
Cellular component (GO): secretory granule; plasma membrane
Molecular function (GO): syntaxin binding
Source: RefSeq, a predicted model, not a curated record